UUUUUUAUAGAAUUUUUUUGCAAAAAAUACACCGCUUAGCGGUUCGGAAAACAUACGCGCGGAAAACGAGAAAUAUAAGUUAACUUAAGAGGGGGAUGAACACAGCCUAUUUUAAACCUAUUACCUCCAUUCUGCAUUAUAAGACUUUCCGUAGCUGGCUAGAUUCAUUUGUGUGCUAAUGAAUCUAGAUAUAUACAAAAUACAUGAAUAAAUGUAGACAUAUCUAAAAAGUAUUAUAAUAUGGAACGGAUGGAUGGAGUAAAAAUAGAUACGGAAGUAAAUAGGACCAUACACAAUCGUCGCACAUGUUGAGUAUUAAUGUUAGCAUAUCUCUUCAUCACUAGAAAAGGUAAGUAAAUAAGGGCAUACUAGAUGAUAUUUUAUUGGACUACUAAUUGUAUCUCAUGUUACCUUCUUAGAAAAUCUCCAAGAGAAUGACUAAAUUUUGACUCUCCAAAUCUAAAUUUAGUCAUUCAUUUUAGUUUUGGCAACUUAAAUUCUAAGAGCAUCUCCAAAAGACUAUUCAUCCCCACUUUCCAAAUCCUAACGAAUGGAGGAUGACAAGGGGCCUAACCACGUGGGAGCUACGGAUAGCAAUUGUGGUGAGAAAAUGAGUUGCUAGAUUUAGCAAUUGAGGAUCUAAGUUUAGUCAUUCAAAUAACAUGGUAAGUUAAAUAGCCACUCUUUUGAAGGAUAUUUUUUUUAUGUAAAAUUACAAAAUUUAACUAUAAUGAGUGACUCUUAAGAUCGGGAAAUCUGCUCUAGCAAAGUAUUUUCGGAACCGGUAGCAAACGCCAACUACCUUCCGUGCAGCGCGCGCGCGUUAGAGUAGAAGAGGGAAAAUAAAAGUUCUCCGAACGGGGCAGCAAGAGAGCGAGCGAGCUGGGCCGGCCAUGGACGCGGCGGCGGAGCCCCUCCUGCUGUCGCAGGCGGCUUCCGCGGUGGACCACCUCGGCCGCCCGGCCUCCCGCCGCACAUCAGGCCGGUGGCCCGCCGCCCUCCUCAUCAUCGGGGUGGAGAUCUCGGAGCGGUUCGCCUUCACCGGCAUCUCCGGGAACCUCAUCACCUACCUGACCGGCCCGCUCGGGCAGUCCACGGCGUCCGCCGCCGCGGCCAUCAACGCGUGGAACGGCGUCGCGAUGCUGCUCCCGCUGCUCGGCGCCGCCGUCGCCGACUCCUGGCUCGGCCGCUACCGCACCAUCAUCUGCGCCUCCCUACUCUACAUCGUGGGACUUGGCAUGUUCACACUAUCACCAGUUCUUGUACAACAUCAACCAGCAGAUUCUAGAGAUCAUGCAGAUAGUACUGUUAAUGCAUCCUCCACUAUGGACAUUCAUGUUCAUAUGGCUUUCUUCUACUUGUCCCUGUAUAUGGUGGCAUUUGCUCAAGGUGGCCACAAACCUUGUGUCCAAGCAUUUGGGGCUGACCAAUUUGAUGAGAAUGACCCUGAAGAAUGUGCCUCAAGGAGCUCAUUCUUCAAUUGGUGGUAUUUUGGGACAUAUGGUGGCAAUGUUAUUACUGUUUCAAUCUUGAAUUAUGUUCAAGAUAACAUAAGUUGGCAGCUUGGAUUUGGAAUCCCUUGCAUUGUUAUGUCCUUUUCUCUUGCAGUUUUCUGGCUUGGGACCAAGACUUACCGCUUCUAUCCUCUAAGAAGUAACACAAACAUAUUUGGCCAGGUUGGAAAAUCACUUGUAGCAAGGAUCCGAUGGUGGUGCACAUCAUGGUGUUCAAAGUCAUCAGAUGAUCCUCACCGUGCCCGAGCAUCAUCAUCAUCCAAUGGAGACCAGGACGAUGCAGAAAAGGCAUGCUUUCCUGAUGAAGCCGUUGCGGUGCUUAGAUUGUUCCCAAUAGGGGCAACCUGUCUGAUCUAUGCAAUUGUUUUUGCCCAGUGGAUGACACUGUUCACUAAGCAAGCAAGUACACUAGAUAGAUGGAUAGGUAAACUACAGAUACCAGCUGCUGCCCUACAAAGCCUGAUCAGUGUGUCUGUCGUCGUGUCCGUUCCUAUAUACGACCGAAUCCUUGUUCCACUCACAAGAAGGUACUCAAAGAACCCUCACGGUAUCACAACAUUGCAAAGGAUUGGGAUUGGACUGGUUAUCUCAGUAAUUCUGAUGGUUGUUGCAGCCCUUGUGGAGACGAGAAGGCUCAUGAUAGCAAGAGAUUUUGGCCUAGUGGGCAAUCAUGAAGCCACAAUCCCUAUGAGCUUCUGGUGGGUGGUUCCUCAGUUCAUCCUGGUUGGUUUGGCUGACAUGUUCACAAUGGUUGGCCUGCAAGAGUUCUUCUAUGACCAAGUACCAGAUGGUUUGCGAAGUUUAGGCCUGGCUUUAUACUUGAGCAUAUUUGGGAUUGGCAGCUUCAUCAGCAGCUUCCUUGUGUAUGCAAUUGACAAGGUAACCAGUAUGACCGGAGAUAGCUGGUUCUCGGACAAUCUGAACCAAGGACAUCUUGAUUACUUCUACUGGCUCUUGGCUGUUCUCAGUGUUCUUGGGUUAGCUUCUUAUCUACGCUUUUCGCAAGUUUACGUCCACAAGAAGAAGGGCAUCUCAGUACAGUGAGGGUGUCUCAAGAGAUAUGAACAUUGCAGAAAAUGCACGGGCUGAGACAUGUCGGUCGCUGGCAUUUCACUUUCGAAGACCCACAGCCACAGGCAUAAAUAAAUGGCUUGCAAUGCAGGUUGCUUAUGCUGCUGUACAGUACAGUGCCUUCAAGCGGGAAUGACCAUACUCUGCUCGUCAGUCGGUUGCUGCUUGAAGCCUUGUAAGUUGGAACCAUUCGCAUGAACAAGGUCUGGGCUAGGUACCUCAGCAAAUAUCUUCUUCUCUGGUACUGCCGGCUCUGUUCCAAAAUAUAAACAUUUAUAGUUUAUUUAGUAUAGAUUAAUAUGUUAAAUGAUUUAUUUUUAGCCA
Oryza brachyantha (malo sina) is the source of this 2909-nucleotide messenger RNA. RefSeq names its product protein NRT1/ PTR FAMILY 5.10-like. Gene Ontology annotation, cellular component: membrane. The record is from RefSeq and is a predicted model, not a curated record. Bases 894 to 2558 code for a protein of 554 amino acids. Gene Ontology annotation, biological process: transmembrane transport; oligopeptide transport. Gene Ontology annotation, molecular function: transmembrane transporter activity. NCBI's taxonomy places the organism in Eukaryota, Viridiplantae, Streptophyta, Magnoliopsida, Poales, Poaceae. The transcript is spliced from 4 exons.